UAUGGGCGAGUGCGGAUUUACGUUGAAAUAUGAAUCAUUAAGAUAGUAUGACAAUAACAUUAUACUUUUAGAAACAUACUUUCCGUGUCACCGCGUUAUCGAUUAUAUAAUAAUUAUAAUAAAAUAUUAAUUGAACCACGGGAUAAUAACCGACGAGCGUCUCGCAAAGAAAAAGGUGGUGCCUUUAGUGGUGCAAGGUACGCCGUAUUAUAAUUACUGUAAUAGCAUCCCAACGCGGACACGAAGCGACACAGUGCCGUGUUGUUGUUGUUGUUGUUGCCCCGCUGCUGUAUUCUGCUUCUGGUGGGGCAGCUCCCGUAGGUUUCUGUUGGGCGUAGUCUCGCUCAUAUAGGACUGCCGGCGGUUAGGAAGCCGACGCAGAGUGGCUAUGGACACCAUCAUCGGGGUAGCCGUGGCGUUUAUGCUGUUGCUGCUGUUGUUGGUGGCGUACGGCAGACGCAGAGCACGACUCGGCGGCGGCGGAGACGACGGCAUCGACAGUACCGCUGAACAUGGUAACGAGCAAUGCCGAAUACUCAACGGCCCCGCCGUUUUUCCCGUCAUCGGCUCGUUGCACGCCAUGGAAGGGUACCAGGACAAACCCUUCCGCCGUUUCACUGAGUUGGCCCGUCAGUAUGGACCCGUGUACAGUAUGCAGAUGGGAUCGGUGCCUUGCGUGGUAGUCAAUGAUUUUGAGUCUAUCAAAGAAGUACUAAUAACAAAAGGCGCACAAUUUGGUGGUCGUCCGGACUUCAUUCGAUACAACGUCUUGUUUGCGGGUGAUAGAAAUAACUCUUUAGCGUUAUGUGAUUGGUCUUGGUUACAAGAAGCAAGGCGUAAAAUCGCUCGAAUGUAUUGUUCGCCAAAAGUUUGUUCGUCUAACUAUCAACUACUAGACACUAUAGCAUCUGAAGAGUUGGAAGUUUUUCUAGAUUCUUUGGCGAGUGUUUGUGAUGAAAAAGCGGAAUAUCGCAGUAUACAAAUUAAACCGCUACUGUUGAUGUCUUGUGCCAACAUGUUCCUCCGGUUCAUGUGCACCAAACAAUUUUCCUACGACGAUCGAGAAUUCCAGAGUAUGGUACGGACGUUUGAUGAGAUAUUCUGGGACAUUAACCAAGGUUAUGCGAUAGAUUUUAUGCCGUGGUUAAAGCCAUUUUAUGUCAAACACAUAAGUCAAUUAUCCAAAUGGUCUACAUCGAUAAGAGAAUUUAUAAUGAAAACAAUCAUAACAGAAAGGAGUACUUAUACAGCGGUCGAAGAUAACGAACCUUACGAAGAAAAAGAACCCAGUGAUUUUACUGAUGCUUUGUUGUUAAGUCUACGUAAAGAAUCUGGGCUUAAUAUGCAACACAUUUUGUUUGAGUUAGAAGAUUUUAUUGGCGGUCAUUCAUCUGUCGGAAACUUAGUUAUGCUUUCCCUAUCUAUGAUAGCUAUACGACCACACGUCAUCGAAACCAUCAGAGCAGAAGCUGAAAAAGUGACUGGUGGAAAACGUUCAGUUCGUUUAUAUGACAAACCUGAAAUGCCAUACACCGAAGCGACCAUGUUUGAAACUUUAAGGAUGUUGUCCUCGCCAAUUGUUCCUCAUGUAGCUUCAGAAAAUACGUCAAUUAAAGGUUUCAAAAUCACCAAAGGUACGUGCAUAAUCAUAAACAAUCAUGAAUUAAAUACUAGUGAAUUGUACUGGGAAAAUCCAGAAAUAUUCGAUCCAAAUAGAUUUAUUCAACGAAAACCGGACUCUAAACCGUGUGUGCGAAAACCAGAACAUUUUCUGCCAUUCAGCACAGGUAAGAGGACGUGUAUAGGCCAGCAACUGGUUUCUGGAUUUGGAUUCGUUUUGCUAGCGGGUAUACUUCAGCGAUACGAAGUCAGAGCUACCGACCAACUGAUCCUACCCGAAGCACGUCUAGCUCUACCCCCAGAUACGUUUCCUUUAUUACUGAAGCCUCUUAAAAGACUUUAGUAAAACAAUCUACAUCGCCAUUAAAAAGACUGUUUAUUUGCAAUUUGUUUGUCGUUUAUGUACUUGUUUUAACUAUUAUUAAUAUUAUUUAUACAUUUUAAUAUGAGUUUAUUAGUUAAUAAAGAUAAUAUAUGAUAGAUAUAAGAUAAUAUAAGUUAAUUAAGUAAAUAAUAGUUAAAUAAGAUGUUCUUUUUUUAUAUUUGAGUAUUAUUAGAUAAUUUAGGACAAACAUAAUUUCUAUCUUAAGUUUUUAUCAAAUGAGUAUAAUGAUGAGCCUCCGAUAAAAAAACUGAAUAUUUAUUUUAUAGGUUUCAUAAUAACUGCGAUUUGUGUUAAUGAUUAUGUGAAUUUUUAAUAAAAUAACUUGUGAAGUUUAAAUAA
Molecule: messenger RNA, 2344 nt
Organism: Daktulosphaira vitifoliae (grape phylloxera)
Lineage: Eukaryota; Metazoa; Arthropoda; Insecta; Hemiptera; Phylloxeridae
Product: cytochrome P450 307a1-like
Exons: 3
Coding region: 389-1963 (524 amino acids)
Molecular function (GO): heme binding; monooxygenase activity; oxidoreductase activity, acting on paired donors, with incorporation or reduction of molecular oxygen
Source: RefSeq, a predicted model, not a curated record